This is a messenger RNA of Sceloporus undulatus (fence lizard), 4942 nucleotides long. RefSeq lists its product as uncharacterized. The transcript has 10 exons. The record is from RefSeq and is a predicted model, not a curated record. Lineage: Eukaryota; Metazoa; Chordata; Lepidosauria; Squamata; Phrynosomatidae. Bases 543 to 3932 code for a protein of 1129 amino acids.
CUUCAGAAAUGUCCUCCAUUUUGAGCAUGGCUGAGAAGCAUGAACUCAACAAUGAUAGAGUGUGUUUGGAGCUUAUCUUUUGGUCACAUCCUCCAUUUUUCCUUAGACGUCCUCCAUUUCCCAGUCCCUUGUCCUCCUUUGUGGUUAAGAGAGCUGGUCAGGAGAGAUUCCAAAAUGCCCUCCAUUUUGAACCUGACUAAAAAGCAUGGGUUUAUAUUUAUAUUUGUGGUUUUUUAGCUUUUCUUUUAUAAUGUCCUCCAUUUUUCUCGAAAGGCCUACAUUUAGCGGUGUCGCGUCCUCCUUUACAAUUAGGACCCUCUGGUCACCUUGGCCAUGGCCUUCUCCUUGAAGCUGAGAGAGUGUGACUCAGCCACCCAAACUGGGUUUCAUGGCCGAGCUGGGAAUCGAAACCUAGUCUCCAGAGUCAUAGUCCAACACUCAAACCAUUACCAUCCUGGCUCUCUCUCAGAUAAUAUUACUACAGAGCCGGCUCCCAGAAGUAACCCUCCCUUUAAUCCAGUGGGACUUUACUCUCAGGGCUGAUGGCCUUGGAGGAAGGAGACCCCGGUACCUUGAAACGCCACAUAGUGCACCUGCUUCUAAAGUACCCCCAGGGGAUCAGCUUUGGGGAGUUUUCUGGGGCCUUCUAUCAGUUCCAUGGCUACUACCCUCAUAUCUCUGUUCAUGGGUAUCAUUCACUCCGGGAGUUGGUGGCAGACAUGAAAAAUGUUAUGGUUGUGGAAGGUGAUUCAUUGACACCAGUCAUGAAGAUAGCCAAUGGCUUUCAUCUUCACCACUGGCUCCAAGGAGAUGAGGAAAAUGACUUCGAUAGCUCAGACCGGCGCACUGAGAGCCUGAUAGAUAAAGACGAAGAUAAAGCUCUGGCAGAAGUCUUGGAUUUGCUCGUCAGCCUCCUAAGAGAAUACAGCUGUGGCCUGAGGAUUAAGAGAGUCCAGAAAUUCAUGCUCUCCAAGCAUGGAGUUAACAUGGAAAAGUUCAGCAUUGCUCAUGGCUACAGAGACAUCUUGGAAUUCUUGGAACACCAGAUGCCGGAGCUGGAAAUCAGAUACCAAGAGAACGCUAGCAAAUGUGUUGUACAACUUUGUAAAGGUACCUCAAGCCCUACUCCCUCUCUUGACACUGGUUUCACUGCUGGCAACACAGAUACUUUGUCUGAGAAGCUAAUAACAAAGACAUCAGAUCUGGCUGCUGCCUUGGUACCAAUCAUAGAUGUUCUUGGAGACCACCCCCUUGGUAUGAAUCUAGAAACACUGAAGGAGAACUUGCAGAGGAGGCAUGGGUUUAACUUGGAUACUUUUUGCCAAAGAAAAGGCUAUGAAGAUGCCAUGUCAUGCCUGCUGCAUGUGCCAGGGCUUUGUUUGUCAUUCACAAACAACAAAUGUCCUGGCAGUUGUGUGGUGCAACUUCUUUCAGGUAGCCUUGGCCUUCAGAACUUGUCACUAGGUACCAGUUCCUCUUUGGAUAAGCCGCUUACUUCCAGUUGUUCAAAUAUUCUCUCCCAGGAGUCAACAAAAACAAAGCCAGAAGCAUGGACAGAAGUUUUAUCUUUAGUUAAUAAGCUCCUUACCAGACACAAGACAGGUAUAAGAAUUAAGAAAAUACAAGAGUACCUGAUGGCCACACAUGGAGUUGAUCUUGAGAAAUUCAGCAUCGCCCAUGGCUAUAAAGACUCACUAGAAUUUUUGGAGCUUCGAAUGCCUAAUUUAACCAUCACGUACCGAAAGGAAAGAGUCAAGUGUGUUGUUAAAUUUGGACCAGAUCAUUCUGCUGCCCGUGUUUCCUCUUUGUUGGGUACCCCUAUGCCAUCCUCACAACCAACAAAAAUGCUGGAGCCGGUAAAUUCUGCCUCAGACUUUGGAAAUGUCUCUAAGCCUUCAGUCACACCCCAUCAUUUUUCUACAAGUAAAUCUCAGUCCAACAGCCUGUCUUUUCCAGCUUCUUCCAUGUCAACAACAGUCAAGAAUGGGACUCACUCCAGCAUACGUAUCUCACUUCCUGUGGUUCCAAAACUUCCAUCCUUUCAGGAGGACCAUACUACUUCAUCAGUCAAGGCCAGCAAUCCCAGCCACUCUUUCUCCAAUGGUCUGUCCCAAAAUCCAAGUGCAAACCAGUUUGAUGGACCAUCACCGGCUAAAGAAGUGCCUUGUCACUUGGAUAGGCAGCUUCCCAGCAAAUCCAACGUGACUAACAGCGAACCCUCAAAGGACCACAAUGGCCUGAAGCAGCAAGUGGCCCACAUCCUGGCUAUGCAUCCUGAGGGCAUGUCACUAUUCCAGUUCCGUGUAGCCUAUAGUACCACUUAUCAGCAGUACUUGCCACUAGGCAAUGCUACUUCUGCCAAACAUCUUCUGCUGCAAAUGCCGGAUGUUGUUAAUGUGAAAAACUAUGGAGUCCAAACACAGCUACUCCCUGUGUCUUGUGAAAUGCCAUCUGUAAAAUCUGAUCAGCCUCUCUUUUCCACAGAGAAAAAAGUGCCAGUGGUUCCUGGUUGCUCACCACCCAGAAAAGUGUCAGUGGCUCAGUUGAAUUCUGAAGAACUUGCAGGAAAGGAGAGCAAAGAGUGUUGCCUGUUCCCUGAGCCUCAGCUUCACAAAGCACCCAAACCAGGAGUUCCUGUGCAAGAGUAUGUGAAGAUGAGCCCCAAGUCGAUGGAGGUUUCCUUCACUCCUGCAUGCCCUGUAAUUUCACCUACAUAUUCUCAAGUCACAGCCAGAUGUAAAAAUUUGAAACCAAACAAUCCUAGUUCCCAGCCCAUGCAUCUGACUAAUCCCUGGAUUUCUGGCAAUAAUGCUUCAGUACCUUCCACUUCUCAGCCUGCCUCUAUCAGUUUUGGAAUAGGGGCACAGCCAUUUCUUUGCCAAUUGCCAGGGAUACCCUGUGUCUAUCCUGUAUCAUUCCACCCAGUUCCUAGAAAUCCCUUUGGGAUCCAGCUGAAAAACACUGCACUGCAGAUCUCUUCAGCUCAACAAGUUAGGUGUGCUCAGACAAUGCCUCGCAUCCACAGCACAGCACAACAGAGUUACAGUCAUGCCUUCCGACAAGUGGGUCCCUAUUCUGCAGUGCAGAAAUCUUAUGAAGUCCCGCAGCAUGCCCAGUGCCCUGCUCGUACCAUCACUUCAGGGAGGCAUCCUGUAUCUUCACCUUCUAGAAACAUGUCCCAGACUGUCCAUCAAACAGAAUGUUAUAACCAUACUCAGCAGUACCGUUCAGUUGUGGUAGAAGAGAAGAGCUUCACAAUCACAACACUGGACAGAAAAUCUGAGCCUCCAGCAUCUGCUUAUCUGAAACAAUACAGUGAUGGGAAUUUUCCGAUAACCUCUGCAAGCCCAGUGUCAUUCAGUUCACAUGCCCGUGGGUCCACUAGUGCAUCCUUUCAGUCCUUGGAUAGUUCCUCUAGUAGCAAAAGUAGUUCAAAUGUUCUGCCUUCUGAACCUCCAGCUUUCAUGAACCAGCAACAAUCUACUAGUGUAAGGGCUACCAUAACCACCUCAGGCAGAAGACCAUGCUCACCACCUUCCGUUCUAGACUCUGCUGCAAGCCCAAAUGGCAACUUGCAUCAUUCUGGCACCAACAGUAAUUCUGCUACUCAAUCUGUAAACCCCCUGGUGUCCAUCCAUCAGCAACAGUGUACUGGCUUAAGCACCUCUGUAAUCACCUCCAGCAGAAAAACAGCAGACGCAUCACCUUAUUCUCAAAACUCCACCAUAAAACCAUCCUACCAACUCUCCAGUACACCUUUAAGUGUCCAUUCAGAUUAUGAGGCUCCUGCCCAAGCUAACCCUAUGGUUUCUGUUUCCAAAGAUGCUGGCCGUCCUCAUGUCUUUUUGCCAGAAAAACAGUCAUCUUAUUAUUAUCCUCCCCAGAAUUCUCCUCCUCCUCCCAAAAGCUCUGACAAAUGUGUUAUCCUGUAAGAGCAAACAUUAAGGAGAUGGUCUAUGAAGGCUUUUGUAUAUGGAAGUUUCUGGGAGGAUGCAGGGAGCAAUUUGGAUGUGUUGAAUGGGAACAUUCAGAAUUCCUAAGAUUGUCCGUAGCCAUUUCUGGUACAUGCCAUGUGUUGUAUGUGGCUCCUCUGUUCUUGGACAUUGCAGUCCAUUCACUAGGAACUGCAUUGUUAGUGUCGGAAAGCCCACCAGGCCUCCUAUGGCAUGGUGGUUAGAGUUUUGGACUGGAAUUUGGGGAGGAUGGUAGAUUUUAGUCUUCACUCUGACUUGAAAGGCACCAAAAGUGACCUUGAGCCAUUUGUUCUCAACCUGAUCUACCUCAGAACUGUCAGGAUAAUGUCUGCAAGAGGAAAGUCAUCCACACAAUGUUGAGUAGCAUUGGAGGAAAGGCAGGCUAUAAAUGUACCCAGCACAUUGUGUUUUGCAUUCGCUCACCCUUCCGGCACAGAAGACAUCUGAAACCAAGGGACAAGAUGGGAAUGCAAAAUUCUCUGAGAAAGGAUGGGCUGUAAAGCCAAAGUUGUUCAUAGAGGCAGACAAGCUUAAGGAGCCUCUGUUUAGCAGCAACAUUCUGUAAACUGGUCAGUGAUAUUUAUAUUGUGCUGAUCCAGUGUGGUGUAAUGUUUGUAGAGUGUUAGAUCAAGAAGAGGGACACUCAUGUUUAAAUCUCUUGUUACCCAUGAAGUUCACUGAGACCUUGGAUCAGCGAGUUCCUGUCAGCCUAAUUUAGUCAAUGGAUUGGUGCGAGAUGGUGGUGGUUGUAGGAACUGUAGCCAUAAUAUUAUUGGAGGAGAUAUCCAUUGUCCCAGGUGCCUUGAAGGUGAAGCAGGGAAAUAAGUAAUAAGUAAAGUAAGAUUUUUUUAAACAAGUGACAAUAAAUACAGGUUUGUGAUCUGUAUGCAUUGUGCAAAUAUACUAAAUUCUACAUUACCAGGUUUGCCUGGUUUAAACCAAAUCAUUAAAAAAGCCUCUCCUUUUUU